AUGGCGUCAAUAGAAGCUGAUACGACUGCCACUGCUGGUGUCGAUAUCAACGAUCUGUCUGAGGUGCAACAGCUCGCGCUACAGCAGUAUACGUCUGUGACAAACCAAGAUGCCCAAGCUGCCAUACCAUUGCUGCGGAGAUCCCAGUGGAAUGUCGAGAUUGCAGUAACCAAGUUCUUCGAUGGCGAAGGCCCGGAUCUCGUUGCGGAGGCGCUCGCAGCACAAAACGCUCCACCACCACCGCGAGCUGCCAGACGAGAGAAUCUCCAGCACAGCCUGCUUCGGCCGAGUUUGAAUCCCCCGACGAGACAGCCACACCCUGAUGCUGCCCCCCGAAUAGUUCCCCAGCCUGCCGAUCAGGUCAUCCCUCGGCCAUCGCUCCUCCUGGCCAUCCUCUUCACACCAUUCCGAGUCCUAUAUAAGAUUUUCUCUCUUCCUCUCAACCUAUUCGCCUACCUCUUCCCGUUCCUCCCCAUCUUCCGCCGCGAUGCGGCCGCUGGAGCAUUAAGACGAGCAAACACGAGUGGCCGACGGCCGCUCUCGCCGGCUGAUACAGCUCAGCGGGUCCAGCGUGAGUUCUCAGAAGAGUACGGGGAGAAUGAGCUUCCCUGGAGUGGGUUCGGCUACGCAACGUCCCUAGACUACACAAAGAGGGAACACGGCUUUCUGCUUGUUGUUCUACUCUCCCCGGAGCAUGAUGAUACGUUGACCUUCUGCCGUGAUGUCCUCAUGAAUCCAGAUGUUAAUCAGUUUAUUAAAGACCCAAACCACAUGAUUAGGUUAUGGGUUGGUGAUGUCCGCGAUGCAGAGGCUUAUCAAGUUUCCACCGCAUUAAAAUGCAAUAAAUUCCCCUUCACGGCCCUUAUAUGCAACACCCCCGAGGUGAACAGCACAACAAUAUCUGUCGUCUCGCGUAUUGUAGGUCCGAUGGAUCCAAACACGUAUCUCGCAAAGUUACGGACCGCACAUGCAGCACGAACGGAGGCACUGGAACAAGGGAGGGCUGCGCGCGCAUUCCAGAACGCUGAGAGAAACCUCCGACAGGAGCAAGAUUCUGCGUAUGAGCGAAGCUUAGCGCAAGAUAGGGAACGGGCAAGGUUGAGGAGGGAAGCAGAAGCUGCUGCUGAAGAAGCCGAGAGGAGGAAGAAAGAGGAAGAGGGGAACGCCGCCCUCCUCGCUGCUAAUAAAGAACAGUGGCGGAAAUGGCGAGCUGCGCAGAUCGCUCCCGAACCAAGCGCUGAUGAAAAGGAUGUGGUGAGGAUCGCGUUGAAGAUGCCUGAAGCUGCAAGAGUUAUGAGGCGAUUCCGGGCUUCUGAUCCAAUUGAUGAGCUGUAUGCUUUCGUGGAGUGCUAUGACCAUGUCAAGGAAGGCUCGAGUGGUGAGAAAGCCCCCGAGAAGCCAGAGGCGUAUGUACACAACUAUAACUUCCAGAUUGUCUCAACGUUACCGAGGGUAGUGUAUGACGUUGAACAGGGAGGAAGUAUCGGGGAGAAAGUAGGGAGGAGCGGAAACCUCAUUGUCGAGCAGAUUACGGAUGAUGACGAUGAAGAUGAUAACGAGGGAGAGGGCUAUGGGCAAUAG
Molecule: messenger RNA, 1581 nt
Organism: Venustampulla echinocandica
Lineage: Eukaryota; Fungi; Ascomycota; Leotiomycetes; Helotiales; Pleuroascaceae
Product: Ubiquitin-like protein
Exons: 2
Coding region: 1-1581 (526 amino acids)
Cellular component (GO): endoplasmic reticulum
Molecular function (GO): ubiquitin binding
Source: RefSeq, a predicted model, not a curated record